Messenger RNA from Cicer arietinum (chickpea), 645 nucleotides. Its product is annotated as zinc finger protein ZAT11-like. NCBI's taxonomy places the organism in Eukaryota, Viridiplantae, Streptophyta, Magnoliopsida, Fabales, Fabaceae. The record is from RefSeq and is a predicted model, not a curated record. Gene Ontology annotation, biological process: response to chitin; response to stress.
AAAAACAAAAUUGUGUAUUUCACUAUCUUAAUUACAUUAUUAAAUUACCAAAAAGUAGUAAACUAUUAAUUCUUAGCCAUGAAGAGGCAGAGAAAUGAAGAAGUAGAAAACAUAAAUUUGGCAAAUUGUCUAAUUCUACUAUCUCAUCCCAAAGAAAGCAAAUACAAGAAACAUUUUGGACCUACGGAAUUUGAGUGCAUCACAUGCAACCGCAAGUUCUCAUCCUUUCAGGCCCUUGGUGGCCAUAGAGCUAGUCACAAAAAGCCCAAACUAGAUACCACCGAACUUAAAGUACAGGCCCAAACCUUGAGUUUAUGGAAUAAGCCCAAAAUGCAUGGAUGCUACAUUUGUGGGAAGGAAUUCUCUGUGGGCCAGGCUUUGGGAGGACACAUGAGAAGGCAUAGAAUUGCCCUUAAUGAAGGGGUUUCUAAGAAAAAGAAGAUUGUUGGAGAAGUCCCAAUUUUGAAAAGAUCGAAUAGUAAGAAGGUUAUGUGUUUGGACUUGAACUUAACACCUUUGCAUAACGACUUGAAUUUGUUGUUUGGAAAUAUGCCACCUAAAGUUCAUACUUUGUUCAAUACUUAACUUCUAUUUUAAAUCGUUUACAUGUAAUUGAUUAGAUUAGUCAUGAUAUUUUGUUUUGUA